AAAAUGCCAUAAAAUUAGCCAAAAAGUGAAGAAACAGAGGAGAUAAAAUGGCGAUCCCUCACCUUUUCUUCCUCUUCUAUUACAUUGGUUUCGCUCUUUUCCCUUUUGUUUCUUCUGAAACAUUUCAAAAUUCUGAACAAGAGAUCUUGUUGGCAAUCAAGUCAGACCUGUUUGAUCCUUCAAAUAAUCUCCAAGAUUGGAAGCGACCUGAGAAUGCCACAACAUUUUCUGAGUUGGUUCAUUGUCAUUGGAGCGGAGUUCACUGCGAUGCAAAUGGCUCUGUGGUUAAGCUCCUUCUCUCUAACAUGAAUCUCAGCGGAAACGUGUCAGAUCAGAUUCAGAGCUUCCUCUCUCUGCAAGUCCUUGAUCUCAGCAAUAACGCAUUUGAGUCUUCUCUUCCUAAAUCUCUUUCUAAUCUCACGUCCUUGAAGGUCUUCGACGUGAGUGUGAACAGCUUCUUUGGAACCUUCCCUUAUGGUCUAGGGAUGGCCACUGGUCUCACACACGUCAAUGCCUCAAGCAACAAUUUUUCUGGGGUUCUCCCUGAAGAUCUCAGCAACGCAACUACACUUGAGGUUUUGGACUUUCGAGGAGGUUACUUCGAGGGCUCGGUGCCUUCUUCCUUUAAGAAUCUCGAGAAUCUGAAGUUUCUCGGUCUUUCGGGUAAUAACUUUGGUGGAAAGUUACCAAAGGUGAUUGGUGAGCUCUCUUCCUUGGAGACCAUCAUUCUUGGUUACAAUGGCUUCACGGGUGAGAUUCCAGAAGAGUUUGGGAACCUGACGCGCCUUCAGUACCUUGAUUUGGCUGUUGGAAACCUUACAGGCCAGAUUCCAUCUUCUCUGGGGCAGCUGAAACAACUGACAACAGUGUAUCUCUACCAGAACCGUCUCACAGGGAAAAUUCCUCGAGAACUUGGUGGUAUGACUUCUCUUGUGUUUCUUGAUCUGUCUGAUAACCAGAUCACAGGAGAAAUACCUAUGGAAGUAGCUGACUUGAAGAAUCUGCAGCUUCUGAAUUUGAUGAGGAAUCAACUAACGGGAAUCAUUCCGUCGAAGAUUGCUGAGUUACCAAAUCUUGAGGUUCUUGAGCUGUGGCAGAACUCUCUGAUGGGUUCAUUACCGGUGCAUCUCGGCAAGAAUUCCCCAUUGAAGUGGUUAGACGUCUCAUCAAACAAGCUUUCCGGAGAAAUACCAUCAGGAUUGUGCUAUUCCAGAAACCUCACAAAACUCAUUCUCUUCGACAACUCAUUCUCAGGUCAGAUUCCAGAGGAGAUCUUCUCAUGUCCGACUUUAGUUCGCGUUCGAAUCCAGAAAAAUCUCAUUUCCGGAUCAAUACCAGCUGGUUCAGGCGACUUACCAAUGCUUCAGCAUCUAGAACUCGCAAAAAACAACCUCACCGGUAAAAUUCCAGAUGAUAUAGCCUUAUCUACAUCACUCUCAUUCAUAGACAUAUCAUUUAAUCACCUCUCAUCCCUAUCUUCCUCCAUUUUCUCAAGUCCUAACCUUCAAACCUUCAUCGCCUCACAUAACAACUUUGCCGGAAAAAUACCUAACCAGAUUCAAGAUCGUCCAUCUUUGUCUGUCCUCGAUCUUUCCUUCAACCAUUUCUCAGGUGAAAUCCCAGAAAGGAUUGCUUCUUUUGAAAAACUUGUGAGUCUCAAUCUCAAGAGCAAUCAAUUGGUUGGAGAAAUCCCCGAGGCAUUAGCCGGGAUGCACAUGUUAGCUGUUCUUGACCUCUCACACAACUCUUUAACGGGGAAUAUACCAGCGAACUUGGGAGCUUCCCCAACACUGGAGAUGCUAAACGUGUCAUUCAACAAACUCGCAGGACCCAUUCCUUCAAACAUGCUGUUUGCAGCCAUAAACCCAAAAGACCUCGUGGGAAACGAUGGCUUAUGUGGUGGAGUUCUACCACCUUGCCCUAAGAGCUUAGCUUUGUCAGCAAAAGGCAGAAAUCCAGGGAGAAUUCACGUGAAUCACGCAAUCUUCGGGUUCAUAGUUGGAACUUCAGUCAUUGUGUCUCUGGGAAUGAUGUUCUUGGCAGGGAGAUGGGUAUACACAAGAUGGGAUCUUUACAGCAACUUUGCCAGAGAGUAUUUAUUCUGCAAGAAACCUCGGGAGGAGUGGCCAUGGAGACUCGUGGCUUUCCAGAGACUGUGUUUCACUGCGGGAGACAUCUUAUCACAUAUCAAAGAAUCAAACAUCAUUGGAAUGGGAGCCAUGGGGAUCGUUUACAAAGCAGAAGUCAUGAGACGGCCAUUACUCACAGUAGCUGUGAAAAAACUGUGGAGAUCACCAUCACCACAGAAUGAUAUCGAAGAUCAUCAUCACGAAGAAGAAGAAGAGGACGACAUACUCAGAGAAGUGAACCUACUUGGUGGUCUCCGACAUAGAAACAUUGUGAAGAUUCUAGGUUACGUUCACAACGAGAGAGAAGUGAUGAUGGUGUACGAGUACAUGCCCAAUGGAAACUUGGGAACUGCUUUGCAUUCCAAAGAUGAGAAAUUCUUACUAAGAGAUUGGCUCUCACGAUACAAUGUCGCCGUCGGAGUCGUUCAAGAUCCUUCGUUUGAGGAAUCGAUUGACGUAGUUGAGUGGAUUCGGAGGAAGGUGAAGAAGAACGAGAGCUUGGAAGAAGUGAUUGACGCGAGCAUCGCCGGAGAUUGUAAACACGUGAUCGAAGAAAUGCUUCUGGCACUGCGAAUCGCUCUUCUCUGCACUGCGAAGCUCCCGAAGGAUAGACCAUCGAUUAGAGACGUUAUCACGAUGCUCGCGGAGGCUAAGCCACGCCGGAAAAGUGUUUGCCAAGUCGCCGGAGAUUUGCCGAUUUUCAGAAACUCGCCAAUGACGAAGAUGAACAAUUCCUGCCGGGGCGUGAUGAUGAGUUGGAUUUUGAGAAACCUACUGAGCGAGGAAGAAAUAGAAGAGUUAAUUUCAGAUCUUCUGGGAGUUGAGAGCAAGGCUGCAGAAGCUCAAGAAGCACUUGAAAAGGAGUCUCUUUCUAAGGUAGAGAGUGAAGUUAGGGAGGAAUUAGCACAAGCACUCCGUGGUGAUGAGCUGGAUGAAGCUGUUGCUGCUGAAAUGAUGACUUUUAAAGACGAAUGGGAGGCAAAUCUUGAUGAGCUUGAAAUAGAAAGUGCACACUUGUUGGAGCAACUUGAUGGUGCUGGAAUCGAGCUCCCAAAAUUGUACGAAAUGAUAGAAAGUCAAGCCCCUAAUGGUUGCUAUACUGAAGCUUGGAAACAAAGAGCCCACUGGGUUGGUACUCAGGUGACAAAAGAAACUGGGGAAUCAUUGGCUAACGCUGAGAGGUUUCUUCAAACUCAUCGGCCUGUCCGAAAACGACAUGGAAAACUUUUGGAGGAGGGAGCUAGUGGUUUUCUGGAGAAAAAGUUCGCUGAUGGUGAUGUUAAAGAAUCUCUAGCUGGAACAUCUGAGCUUGAGUGCACUCCACACCAAGCUGCAGCCAUGGGAUUAGAAUUUCCAGGAGUCAAUGAGGUGGAGGAAAUUGAAGAGAUUGAUGCAAGCUUGGCAGACCCAUUUUUAGCUGAUGCAAUUGACAACGAAAGAGAACUUGCCCUUACCGAAGACCAAAAGACAAAUUAUAUAAGGGUCAAAGAAGAGGAUGAUAUAAAUUGUGAUCGUGAACUUCAACUUCGUUUGAAACGGAAGAGACGCAAGAAAAGAUCUAAACAGGUUAUCAGGUGUGCGGCAGAGAAUAUGGAUGACGAUUCUGUGUAUUUGGAUGGGAAUUAUACUUCCCCAAAUUUGGCCAAAGAAAGUCCGGAGACUAGCACUCAAGUUCAUAAUAAUGAAGUCAACAAAGAGGAAAACGGGAAUUUGUCUAAUUCAGAUGUAGAUAAGAUGGUCCCCAGCACACAUAUUAAUGUAGAUACCAUGAGAGAUGAUUCACAGAAUCUAGCAAACAACUUUAGGUGUACUGCCUGUAAUAAUGUAGCUGUGGAAGUGCAUAGUCAUCCCCUUUUAGAAGUAAUAGUUUGCAUGGAUUGCAAACGUUCAAUUGAAGAUAGAGUUUCUAAGGUUGAUGACUCUUUGGAACGUCAUUGUGAAUGGUGUGGUCAUAUUGCUGACUUAAUAGAUUGUAGGACAUGCGAAAAACUUUUCUGUGCAUCAUGUAUAAAGAGGAAUAUUGGUGAAGAAUACUUGUCUGAAGCUCAAUCCUCUGGUUGGGAUUGUUGUUGUUGCUCUCCAAUUCCCUUGCAAAGAUUGACGCUGGAACUGGAGAAAGCCAUGAGAGAUAAAAAGUCAAUAGAAUUGAGCUCUGAUUCCAGCUCUGAUUCGAGUUCUGAUUCCAGCUCUGAUAACAAUUCCGUUGAUACAUAUGCUGAUGUCAAUGUAACAAUCAGCUCAAAGAAGAAAUCGAAAAAGAAAAUUCGGCGGAUAAUCGAUGACGCUGAACUAGGGAAAGAUACGAGAACAAAAAUUGCAAUUGAAAAGGCACGACAGGAGCGCCUUAGGUCCUUGCAGUUUUCUGCCAGAUACAAAACAAUUAGCUCUAUGGGAGACGUGAAAUCUAUUCCAGAAGGUGCGGAAGUUGAGGUUCUUGGUGAUGCUCACAGUGGUUACAUAGUGAAUGUGGCUAGGGAGAUUGGUGAAGAAGCUGUGAGAGUUCCUCGUAGCAUAUCUGCCAAACUAAAAGUCCAUCAGGUAACAGGGAUAAGAUUUAUGUGGGAAAAUAUUAUACAGUCUAUCAGCAGAGUGAAGUCUGGUGAUAAAGGUCUUGGGUGCAUUCUAGCACAUACAAUGGGCCUGGGCAAAACUUUUCAGGUUAUAGCGUUCUUGUACACCGCAAUGAGAUGUGUUGAUUUGGGAUUAAAAACUGCUCUUAUCGUGACUCCUGUAAAUGUGUUGCACAAUUGGCGAAGUGAGUUUAAGAAGUGGAGGCCUUCAGAAGUGAAAAAACUUCACAUCUUCAUGCUUGAAGACGUUUCAAGGGAGAGGAGAUUGGAAUUGUUAACAAAGUGGCGAAAUAAGGGUGGAGUCCUUUUGAUGGGAUAUGCAAAAUUUAGAAACCUGUCUCUUGGGACGGGGGUGAAGGACUUGAGUGCUGCCAGAGAGAUCUGUAAUGCCUUGAGGGAUGGACCUGAUAUACUUGUUUGCGACGAGGCUCACAUCAUUAAGAACACCAGGGCUGACACAACACAAGCAUUGAAGCAAGUUAAAUGCCAGAGAAGAAUUGCCUUAACUGGCUCACCCCUUCAAAACAAUCUUAUGGAGUAUUAUUGUAUGGUUGAUUUUGUGAGAGAAGGAUUCUUGGGAAGUAGCCCUGAGUUUAGAAACCGAUUCCAAAAUCCAAUAGAAAACGGACAGCAUAUGAAUUCAACUGCGGAGGAUGUAAAAAUUAUGAACCAGAGGUCACACAUUCUGUAUGAGCAAUUGAAAGGUUUUGUGCAAAGAAUGGAUAUGAAUGUGGUGAAAAAGGAUCUGCCACCUAAAACAGUCUUCGUAAUAUCUGUCAAGCUAUCUCCCUUGCAACGGAAAUUGUAUAAGAGAUUUCUUAAGCUUUAUGGGUUCAGCGAUGGAAGAACAGAUGAAAGGAUGAGAAAAAACUUUUUUGCUGCGUACCAGGUCUUGGCUCAGAUUUUAAAUCAUCCAGGGAUUCCGCAAUUAAGAAGUGAAGAUAGCAAGAAUGGGCGUCGUGGUAGCAUUGUUGAUAUUCCAGAUGACUGUUCAAGUGAUGAAAAUAUAGACUACAACAUGGUUACAGGAGAAAAACAGAGAACUAUGAAUGAUUUGCAGGAUAAAGUUGAUGGAUACCUCCAGAAGGAUUGGUGGGUCGACCUACUUCAAAAAAAUAAUUAUAAGGUGUCGGACUUUAGUGGCAAAAUGAUUCUGCUAUUGGAUAUUUUAUCCAUGAGUGCGGAUGUGGGGGAUAAGGCGCUUGUGUUUAGCCAGAGUAUCCCAACAUUGGAUCUCAUAGAACUUUAUCUUUCAAGAGUACCUCGGCAUGGGAAACAAGGAAAGUUCUGGAAAAAGGGAAAAGACUGGUAUAGAAUUGAUGGAAAAACUGAAAGCUCAGAACGCCAGAAGUUGGUUGAUAGGUUUAAUGAGCCUGACAACAAAAGGGUGAAAUGUACACUAAUUUCAACCAGAGCGGGAUCCCUUGGAAUUAAUCUUUAUGCUGCUAACCGUGUGAUCAUCGUUGAUGGUUCAUGGAAUCCAACCUAUGAUCUUCAAGCUAUAUUUCGAGCUUGGAGGUAUGGCCAAAAGAAGCCAGUAUUUGCGUACAGAUUGAUGGCACGUGGGACUAUUGAAGAAAAAAUAUAUAAACGUCAGGUAACCAAGGAAGGGCUAGCUGCGAGAGUAGUGGAUAGACAACAAGUGCACAGGACUAUCUCCAAAGAAGAGAUGUUACAUCUUUUUGAAUUUGACGAUGAUGAUGAGAAAUCCGACGCUGUAACUGAGAUAAGCAAGCAAAAUGAAGCGGCACAAAGCAAUCUGGUGGAUAAUUCACAGAAACAGAAGGCCACUUUAUCUCGUGUUGGUUGCGACAAAUUGAUGGAGAACUUACUACAGAGACACGGCCCGAACUGGAUUUCCAGUUUCCAUGAGCACGAGACAUUGCUACAAGAGAAUGAAGAAGAAAGACUGACAAAGGAAGAAAAAGACAUGGCCUGGGAAGUUUACAGGAGAGCGCUUGAGUGGGAGGAAGUUCAACGGGUCCCACUGAGCGAAUCUCCAGUGGUUCCAAAACCUUCUCCUUCCAUACAAACAGAACCCUUACCCCAGCCAAAGGGGUUCAACAGAAGUCGUUUUGUGAACCGCAACUGCACUAGAACCGCGCACCAGCUUACACUCAUAAGCCAAGGAAGAAAAUUUGGUAGCAGCACGGUCUGUGGGGAGUGUGGGCGUGUCUUAAGGUGGGAAGAUGUUAUACCCGCAUCCAAACUUUCAGCGGUAAACUAAAUAGUAUAUGAACAUUGCAAAAUGGUUUGAGUUCAUUUUUCCUUUUUUUUUUUAAAUUCUGAGACUGAAGCCAAAAUUAAUGGGAAUAGUAACAUUUGAAACUCCCUUUAGAUUAUUGAUGAGUUAGAUUAUAGUUCCAUUGCUGAGAACAAAUCAGGGCGUUUGUU
Messenger RNA from Arabidopsis arenosa, 7093 nucleotides. Lineage: Eukaryota; Viridiplantae; Streptophyta; Magnoliopsida; Brassicales; Brassicaceae. The record is from the annotation of a GenBank genome assembly.